Messenger RNA from Porites lobata, 318 nucleotides. The record is from the annotation of a GenBank genome assembly. Lineage: Eukaryota; Metazoa; Cnidaria; Anthozoa; Scleractinia; Poritidae.
AUGAAAGGUGAAUCGGCUGAAGCAAGACGUCGAUUCGAGAAGGAAGCGGCGAUCCUAAAAACCGUGAAAGGCCAUAGAAAUGUGACUGAGUUUUUAAGAUUUUGCCGAGAACCCUACGCCAUAAUGAUGGAGCAUGCUUGUUUUGACUUCAAUCCGUUGGGAGUUAAAAAACAGGUAAAUUCGCUUGAAGAUUUUUACAUUUCGUUGAUGCGGAAUUCGACUUUACGUCGUUCGCAGAUGUCUUGUUACUGUGUGCGCGGGACGUUGUUUCCGGAUUGGACUUUCUCCACAAGAACAAUAUCGCGCACAGAGAUCUAA